This is a messenger RNA of Humulus lupulus (European hop), 1867 nucleotides long. RefSeq names its product protein ASPARTIC PROTEASE IN GUARD CELL 1-like. The transcript has a single exon. Gene Ontology annotation, biological process: proteolysis. NCBI's taxonomy places the organism in Eukaryota, Viridiplantae, Streptophyta, Magnoliopsida, Rosales, Cannabaceae. Gene Ontology annotation, molecular function: aspartic-type endopeptidase activity. The record is from RefSeq and is a predicted model, not a curated record. The coding region runs from base 56 to 1537 and encodes 493 amino acids.
UUUUCAUCUUUAUCGUCUCUCUUGGAGCCCUAUGCUCUAGAACCCCGCAACGAAAAUGGCGGCAAAUACUUCGUUGCUCUUCUUCUUCUUCGCUUCGCUAUUGUCUUUCAACGUUUCAACUACUUUUUCUCGCGACUUACCAGAAUCCAAACCCAAUACAGUAGCCCUCGACGUCUCAUCUUCACUCGAGCUCGCACAAGCCGUCCUCUCCUUUGACCCCCAAACCCAAAAACCCUUUGACGAACAGUUAGCCUCAUCACUCCCACCUGCAAAUUUCACCUCUUCCUUCUCGCUCCACCUCCACCCGCGCGACUCGCUCCUCAGCUCCAACCAUCGUGAAUACAGGAGCCUCGUCCUCUCUCGACUCGCCCGCGACUCAGACCGAGUCAAUUCGCUCAACGCCAAGCUUGAGCUGGCACUCGGUAACGUCCGGAAAUCCGAUCUACGACCCGUCGAGAUUGAGGUUCAAGCCGAGGACCUCUCUGCGCCCGUAAUCUCCGGCGUAAGCCAGGGAAGCGGCGAGUACUUCACUCGGAUCGGAGUCGGGACUCCGGCUAAGCAGUACUACAUGGCAAUCGACACCGGUAGUGACGUCAACUGGUUGCAGUGCGAGCCUUGCUCCGACUGCUACCAACAAACCGACCCGAUUUUUCAACCCGGAUCCUCAUCCUCCUACAGCGCUCUCACCUGCGAGUCGAGCCAAUGCACGGCCCUCUCCACCAACGCAUGCCGAAACAGCAAGUGCCUAUACCAGGUCAAUUACGGCGAUGGGUCCUACACCGUCGGCGAUUUUGUCACGGAAACGGUGUCGCUUGGUAACUCGGGGUCCAUCAACGGCUUUGCCUUGGGCUGCGGCCACAGCAACGCAGGCUUAUUCAUCGCCGCCGCCGGUCUUAUCGGGCUAGGCGGCGGCCCACUCUCACUCACCUCGCAGACCAAAUCGUCGUCGUUUUCUUACUGCCUCGUAAAUCGUGACUCAGACACGUCCUCCACCCUCGACUUUAACUCGGCCCCUCCCAGCGACUCCAUCACCGCUCCAUUGGUCCGAAACGGGAAAACGGCGACGUUUUACUAUAUCCAGGUCGUCGGAAUGAGCGUCGGAGGCGAGACGAUUUCGGUAUCGCCAGACCUUUUCCAGGUCGACGAGUCAGGUAACGGCGGGAUCAUCGUCGACUCGGGGACCGCUGUGACUCGGCUUCGGGCGCCGAUCUACGAGUCACUCCGCGACGCGUUCAAGAAGAUGACUCCGAGUCUGCGGCCGACGAGUGGCGUGGCACUGUUCGACACGUGCUACGACUUCUCGUCGCUAUCGAGUGUACAAGUCCCAACGGUGUCGUUUUUGUUCGCGGGAGGGAAAUCAUUGGCGUUGCCAGCUCACAACUAUCUCGUCCCCGUCGACUCGUCCGGAACGUUCUGUUUCGCUUUCGCUCCAACGACGUCGUCUUUGUCCAUUAUUGGGAAUAUUCAGCAACAGGGGACACGUGUCAGCUACGACUUAGCUAACUCCCGUGUUGGAUUCUCGCCUGGUAAGUGUUAAGAUUUUUUAAAAAAAAAAUAUUUGUCCUAAACUUAAUUGUGAGUAUCCUAUUAGUGUUAUAAAAAUUAUGUUAUUUAUCUAUUUAUAGCUUAAUCCUGAUAAAAAAAGAAAAGGGUAAUCUGGAUUUAUAAAAAUAUGGUUUAUUUUGUAAUUGUAAAAACAAAUCUAAAAAAUAGGACCAGUUAGUGAGUGAGUGAGUGAGUAGAUAGGAGUUGGGCCCAGCUCCAUAAAAUCUAUUAAAGAAUAUAGGCCGGUGAUGUAUUCAUAUUCAUAAAUGUGUGGCAUUAUUAUUAGUUAUGUAAUGUUAAUUUGGGACAUUUAUUAUUAUAA